Eucalyptus grandis is the source of this 2521-nucleotide messenger RNA. RefSeq names its product wall-associated receptor kinase-like 1. The record is from RefSeq and is a predicted model, not a curated record. Gene Ontology annotation, molecular function: protein serine/threonine kinase activity; ATP binding. The coding region runs from base 902 to 1828 and encodes 308 amino acids. Lineage: Eukaryota; Viridiplantae; Streptophyta; Magnoliopsida; Myrtales; Myrtaceae. Gene Ontology annotation, biological process: protein phosphorylation; cell surface receptor signaling pathway. Gene Ontology annotation, cellular component: plasma membrane. The transcript has a single exon.
UCUUUUAACCUAGAAUUUUAGUCCGCUUCAUGCUGGAGAAUUGCUAGAAAAAGAACAGCAUAGCAUAAAUUAUGUUCAGAAAAGGUACAUAAAUAAGAUUUACAUUACCCUUCGUUCUAAAAUGAUUGUCCAUUUGCUUGGUGAUGAUUAUAGAUAAGUUUCCAUCAAUAGUACCUAUCAAAACAACCUCAAAACUUUCUUCGUACACUAAUACUUAUAUUUGAUAGCUAAGACAGCACUUAGAACUUUUCUAAUGUUGCCGCUUCAGAUCUAUCAAAAGAUAACCAAGGUUCCUACUUACUCCUGUCGUAUUUGAAUUGGAAUUAUUACAAUCAUUAUCAAGAUGAAUGCUGGUAGGAUUUUUUUCACUUUCAUCAAUGGUUAUCUCAUUUCCUAGUAAGGGAGAUUAGUUGUACAAUCCAGAUGUAUGUAUAAAAAUAUUACCUGAUGGAACUUAGCAGGAGACAAAUUAAUUAUUCAAGAUUGUUAAGAAAAAUCCACAUGAAAGGAGCUCAGGUUAAUCACUCUUAUAUGAUUUCCUCUUAAUCGGAUUCACUAAAAUAUUUUAUGAUAAGACCUUAUAGAUAAAAGAAGGGUGCAUUUUUUGGACUUUUGCCCCCUAAUUUUUUGUAAUGCAGGGGUUGGGGCAGGCCUUGGGGCACUAUUUUUAUGUCUUGUCUUAUGGGGGCUGUACAAAUAUAUCAAGAAGAGAAAAGAAAUCAAGCUUAAAGAGAAGAACUUCAAACGUAAUGGCGGUCUUUUGUUGGAAAGUGAGCUAUCUUCUGAAGGCCAUGUAGAGAAAAACAAAUUGUUCAACUCCAAGGAUCUAGAAAAGGCUACUAACAAUUUCAACGAGGAUAGGAUACUUGGGCGAGGUGGACAGGGUACUGUUUACAAAGGAAUGUUAACGGAUGGAAAAAUAGUUGCUAUUAAGAAAUCGAAAGCAAUAGAUGAGGGCAAAGUCGAACAAUUCAUAAAUGAAGUCCUCAUUCUCUCACAGAUCAACCAUAGGAAUAUCGUUAAGUUAUUGGGGUGUUGCUUGGAGACAGAAGUCCCACUUUUAGUAUACGAGUUUAUACCAAAUGGGACUCUAUACCAAUAUUUGCAUGACCCAAUGGAAGAGUAUCAUGUCUCAUGGGACAUACGCCUACGAAUUGCAACUGAAAUUGCAGGAGCCUUAUUCUACUUGCAUUCAGCAGCCUCAAUUCCCAUUUAUCAUCGAGACAUCAAGUCCACUAAUAUCCUCUUGGAUGAGAAAUAUCGAGCAAAAGUGGUAGAUUUUGGUACUUCCAAGUCUGUUUCCCUCGAUCAAACUCAUGUAACCACGUUGGUGCAAGGGACUUUUGGCUACCUAGAUCCUGAGUAUUUCCAAUCAAGUCAAUUUACAGACAAAAGCGAUGUGUAUAGCUUCGGAGUUGUUCUUGUUGAACUCUUAACAGGACAAAAGCCAAUCUCGUCGCUAAGGGAACAAGAAGGCAGAAGCCUUGCUACCUAUUUCAUAAUUUCAAUGGAAGAAAAUCAGUUGUUCGACAUUGUAGAUGCUCAAGUUUUGAAAGAAGGUAAGAAGGAAGAGAUUGCAUCAGUUGCUGACCUUGCAAAAAGAUGCUUGAACUUGAAUGGGAGGAACCGGCCUACAAUGAAAGAAGUGGCAAUGGAGUUAGAGGGGAUGAGAAAGCUCCCAAAUCCUUUGGGUAUUCAACAAAAUCAAGAGGACCGGGAGGUAGCUGAAUCUUAUGCUACUACAUGUAAGUCCAGCAAGUCAAAUAUUGACGCUGAUGUCACUACAUUUUCGGAUGUGCAGCCAUUCUUACCUAGUGAGACCUGGUGAAGAUCUGCUUUGCCUCUUACACUUGUGAGUUAUAUUGCUGCGUUUGUAAUGGAAAUCAGUCUUCAGAGCAAAGAAAGAGAAGAGAGAAAUGAGGAAAGCUUGUUAAUUUACUAAUAGGAGGAUUUUGGUUAGUUAUUUAUUGGUAAUGAACUAGUACUCGGUGUUUGGGAUCAAUGAACUAUUAAGUCAUGCCAAUCCCAAGUUUAUUCUAGUUUUGUAAUUAGCAUGAUGCUGUGAUUUUAGCUCAUCUUGAGAUCUUUAAAUACUUGCUGUCAAUUCGGUUGUUGCAAAACUUACAUCUGUCAUGCAGUGGACCAGCUUUUGCAAUUCAAUUAGAUUUGUACUUGCUGAGAAGGAAAAACAAGAAUGACGUUUCCCUUCCGAAAAGAAGGUGAACUUGCAUCCGCCUUCCCCACCCGGCUCUUCCCUGAAGAACACACUGAAUUGCUGAUGGCAUAAAGGGAUUGUUGCCGGUUGCCGAUGCUCCGACUACUUAGAUCCUCACUACGUGAUGUAUCAAACUCACCACCCGAACUACAUAUAUCAACAUCAAAAAACCCCACUAGUUGCAGAAUUAUCUCUCCCGAUCCUAGCCAACCUUACUUGUCAAUUUUCAAUGGCAAAAACGGAAACAGUAAAAAAUCAAUCGCGCAUGGACCAACUUGUAUAUAAGAGAUAUUUACUCCUCAUUUU